AUGGAGGGAAACUCAGAACAUGAACCCGCACGAGGGGAUCCAGAAACAAAAGCACCAGCAGAUAUCAAUCUACCAAGCGAACCUCAAGGAACCCAAGGACAACUUGAAGUGACGAAAGCUCCAAUUGAAGACCCAACAAAAGAAAACGUCAAAUCAUGGAUCGAAGCCCAAAGCGAAACUCAACCACAACCUCCAACCGAAGCUCCAGCAGUUGAACAAGUUGACGAUGCUGUCGGAGAACUGCCCCGCGUUGAAAAUACCCCCAGUACAGUACCUGGCGUGACUGGUACGAGAGCUGUAAACGCUUCGACCACAACUUCAGCUCCAGGCACAGACACCCCGGGACAAGUACAAGAGUCAGCAGCCGAAGCCUCAUUUGGAGGAGUUGGAGCUGUUUCUGUUUCUGGAUCUGGACCUGGACCGGCUUUGAUAACUCCACGCGGGCGGGCUGCAUCAACCUCCACUGGCCCCUCCACUACAGCCGCCAGUCAUGGUCAUGUCCCUCAAUUUGUCGCUCCGUCAUCCUACCUCCGACGCAGGACUUCACUCCGAAGCCCAAUGGCGCCCACCGAACCAAAACCUCUAAGUCCUCUGGACAGAGAUCAGUUGCAGGGUCUGAAUGCUAUACGCGAUUUCCUCAAAGUUCGCACCAGUUACGAUGUUUUACCUCUAUCAUUCCGCCUCAUCGUCCUUGAUACCGACCUCCGCAUCAAGAAAGCCAUUAGCAUCUUGACGCAGAACUCAAUCGUGUCGGCACCUCUAUGGAACUCUAAAACCUCGCGAUUCGCCGGUAUCCUCACGAGCACUGACUUUAUCAAUGUGAUUCAAUACUAUUGCCAGUUCCCUGACGAGUUCAGCAAACUCGAUCAGUUCCGAUUGAACAUCGAGAAAGCUAUCGGCGCAAUACCCAUCGAAACUGUAUCGGUUCACCCUUCAAAGCCAUUAUACGAAGCUUGCAGACGCAUGCUCAAGACCCGCGCCAGACGAAUUCCCUUGGUCGAUGUCGAUAGCGAGACCAACAAGGAAAUGGUUGUUUCAGUCAUCACUCAGUAUCGCAUCCUCAAGUUUAUCGCCGUGAACAACGAACACAACACCGUCCUGUUAAAGAAAACAGUCCGCGACAUUGGCCUCGGUACAUAUUCAGGCAUCGCUACAGCCUCGAUGGGAAGUUCCGUGCUUGAGGUAGUUCACCUGAUGGUCAAACACAACAUCAGCUGUGUCCCAAUCAUCGAUUCUCACGGACGAGUUCUAAACGUUUUUGAAGCGGUUGAUGUCAUCCCAUGCAUCAAAAACGGUGCCUACGAUGACUUGGAUGGCUCUGUCGGGGAAGCGCUCUGCAAGAGAUCCGACGAGAGCCCUGGUAUUUACACAUGCACUGAAGGCGAUCGCCUGGACUCCAUUUUUGAUACGGUCCGAAAGAGCAGGGUUCAUCGUCUGAUAGUAGUGGACGAUGAUAACAAGCUCAAGGGUAUCAUUUCGCUGUCCGACAUUCUCAAAUAUGUACUGCUCUACGGAGUGGAGGAUACAAGCAACUGGGCUUGA
Fusarium tjaetaba is the source of this 1542-nucleotide messenger RNA. RefSeq names its product nuclear SNF4. The transcript is spliced from 4 exons. The record is from RefSeq and is a predicted model, not a curated record. Bases 1 to 1542 code for a protein of 513 amino acids. NCBI's taxonomy places the organism in Eukaryota, Fungi, Ascomycota, Sordariomycetes, Hypocreales, Nectriaceae.